This is a messenger RNA of Pararge aegeria (speckled wood butterfly), 3304 nucleotides long. RefSeq lists its product as uncharacterized. Lineage: Eukaryota; Metazoa; Arthropoda; Insecta; Lepidoptera; Nymphalidae. The transcript is spliced from 5 exons. The record is from RefSeq and is a predicted model, not a curated record. Bases 94 to 3165 code for a protein of 1023 amino acids.
UUGGUAUAGCUUUUCAAUUUAGUCGAAUUGCAAUUAUCCUGUCAAGUAAACAUACUUUAAAAAAAGUAUAAGAAUAUUAUUUUUCCACCCAAAAUGAAGCGAAUAAAACGGCAUAAAAUAAAGCAGGAGACAGCGGAGACAUCCUCGUCUCGAUUUCGAGAUCAGGAAGAGCACGAUUUGGCCUAUUACAUCCAUGAUCGCGUUGAGUUGAUGCAUCAAGUAUUUUCCGUGAUAAAACCUAAGGAGUUAAAAGCUAUGGCUCCAGAAUGCGUUUAUCAUAUUACUGUUGAUGAUUUACAGGAACUGUGCACUGAGGAGCUGCUGGGCAUAUCCUCAAAGCGUCUCUGUGCCAUCCUGGACGGAGCAGACCCUCCCACUGACACAGAGUCUUCAAGCUCAGAAAAUAAUCUGGAGACCAUUUCUUUAGACAGUAUAUCUUCGGAUGAUGAAGUCCUGAGCCAGCACAGUACUAAAAAGAAGCACAAGCACCGGAAGCACAAGUCGCGCAAGCACCGGCGCCGGAGCCCGCGCGGCGAGGAGGCCGGCGAGGCGCACAGCCGCGCCAACCGCGCCGGCCUCACGGUGCUGGAGCUGCUGGAGCUGCAGGCGCGCGCGCGGGCCAUCCGCGCACAGCUGCAGCAGGACAACGCGCACGCAUCAUCAGGUAAUACCCAACAGAGUGAGACGAAACAUAACGACUCUUCGGAAGAUGAGGUGGAGAUCAAAGAAGAGCCUGCUGAGGUGGUGGAGAUCAGCAGUGAAGACGAGAAGCCCAAGAUUGAGGAUCUGCCUGUUAAGCCACCUUCUCCAAGCAAGCAGACACCAGGCAACUCCAAAACAGUGACAAAAAGAGUAAAAGAUUUAAUUGUAACAGUACCAAAGCCAAAACAAAGUAAAAAAAUUGUAUUAAAUCGAACCAAAAUUGUUACGACCGCAAGUAGUAGCGCCGCAAUAAAUAAAACUGUAGAAAGCAGUGGCAAAGAAGGUACCACUAAAUCAAAAGCCAGUAUAGAUACUGUAGGCAAAACAAAAGUCGUAAGUACCAAAGAAAAUGCUACAAAAACAGGGACACUAGAAAACACUAAUGUAUCUGUAGUUAAAAACAAAGAGCAAUCAACAUUGGUUAAUAUGAAAACUAAACUGAAAAAGAAACAAAAGAAAAAAUAUAACAAGCCAGAUAAAGAAGAAGACCACGAUGAAAUAACCUUACAGUUAUCUGAUACAGAAAAAAUGGAUCUCUUGGAAGACUUAGACAGAAAAACCUAUGAAAACGUUACUAGUUCUACUGAAGAUUCAGAAAGCAGCUCCGAUAGUGAUUCGGAAAAUGAUACUUCUCAAGAUGCUAAUAUAAUUACAAAAGAUAAAAAUGCUAGUAAUUGUGGAGAAACGAAUGCAUCUAUAGAGGUAAAUUGUAAAACUGAUAAAUGUGAUGAACAUAUUACAAAAGAUAAAGAAAUUCUUGUAACAGAAGAAGUAAAAGAAAAGGUUAAAACAGAUACGAGUAUUGAAAAUAAAGAAGUGAGCAUAGCGGAACUGGAAGUAGUAGACACUAAGGAGAACAUUGCUAAUCUUGAAGGUAAUACAAACAUGAAUAUCCAUAUGUCGUCGAACAAAAUUACGAUAAUCGAACUUGACACGAAUCAAAGUCUAAAUAUAGGAGUAGAAACUUCUCAAACUACUGAUUCUAACAAAGAUCUUGAAAACCUAAUUACAAAUGUGUCUGUAAAUAAAAGUCUGGACAUGGAAAUUGAAGGCAUGGAAGCUAAUAUAAUGGAUAACAACAAGAUGGAAUCACAACAAGCAAUUAAAUCAAUUAUUGUACAAUUAAGAAAAGACAAUUUUUAUGAAUCUGAAGGAAAUGAAACGCCACUUUCAAGUAAAUCUGUUAUUAUUACAGUUGAUAGUGAAAAUACUGAAGGACCGAGAAAUGAAAAUUCUUAUGGAGAUAAAACAAACAAAAACAUAAAAUCGCUAGAAAAUUCAAAUAAAAGUGAUUCUUAUGCAACUGAUACAAAUGAUACCGUUGAGUCUAUGGAAGAAGGAGAAAUAACUAAUACAGAUAAAUAUUUAUCUGAAGGAGAGAUCGUAGAUCAAGAAGACGAAACACAAACUCAUAACACACAGUUCAUUAGCAUAUCAGAUGUAGUGUGUGUGUCAGAUGAAGACGUAGAUAAGCGUAAAAAGAAAAGAAAGAAAGAGAAAAAGUCUAAAAAGGAAAAAAAAUCCAAGAAAUCCAAGUUGGAUUUUCAUGAAGGUGCCGACCAAAACUUUUUUAGAGAAGACGAUGUAAAUAUAGUUGUAAUUGAAGAAGAUAUAGAAAAAAUUGACGUACACGAAAAAACGGAAAGCAAUCGUAAAGUUGUUGAUAUUCAUGAAAAUAGUAGGAAUAUUGAUGAUAGUAUCGUAUCUUUAGAUGAUGAUGAAGAUGAUAUAUACGAAACCUUAGAAAUUUCUGAUGACUCUUCAUGCUAUGAGGUUGAAGGUAUUUCUGUCUCUAAAGAGCCGACUGCAGCAGAAAUAGUAGCUUUAUCUGCGAAAAUAGAUGAAAUACAAACCAAUGAAUUAAUUUUUAUAAAUGAAAAAGUUGAUAAUGGUGAAAAUAACGAAAGCGUGAUAAACAAUACGGAUAUUGGUGAAGAAAUAGAAAAUGUGUCAUGGCGUGAUCGCUAUUUAGGGAGCAGAAAGGUCAAAAGAGUUUUAACAACGUCAAAUAUACUGAAUGCUUUAAGAAAAAAGAAUAAAGAACUAAAAAGAAAACUUGAGGAAUCAAAAGAGAAGACUCAAGUAGUUACAGAGGAAGAUAUACCAGUAUUAGCAGAGAUAAAUGAUUUUGUAGAAGGAUCCAUUGAACAUUUUAAUACUUUACAAGGUUCUUCAAAAUACGUAGACCCCGUCAUUUCAGAAGAACCAAAAGAGACUAAUAAAGAUCCAGAAGAUAUAAGUAAAGAAUCGGGAGAAAAUACAAAUACAGAGGGAAUUGAAAGAAGUGUCAAACAAGUUACGAAAGAGAUGGAAAAAGAUGCAAAACAAUUGUUGAAAAUGUACAAAAGGCUACUCAAAUACAAUGAUAUUAAUAAAAAGAAAGAUCCGAACAAAAAGAAGAAGAAAAAGCAUAAGAAAAACAAGGUAAAGGACACAGCUUUAAAGGCGGGAGCAGACGUGUAACACGCAAUGAAGAAGUCACUAAGUAAAUAAAGCUUGAAAUGUCUUCCUGCCUUUCCAAAAAUUAUAUACAACUUUAAAAAAUAUAUUAUUGUCUGAUAUUAUAAUCGAAAGUGACCAUCAUUUUCGUUGGCUGACUGUU